UUCGCGAUCGUGUGUCAUCGUGGUGCCAACGUGGUUCGUUCGGGGUCCCUAACGAGUCGAUCAAACACCCAACUACUGCGCCGUGAUAUUCUACUUGACGCGUGCCGUGGAACUGUGCUGCGAACCAAAAGCUAUGGGGUUGUCCAAGUGAGGAGAUUGGGUUCGGGACCCAUUCCGAGUGCCGUGUGUGUGUCCGUCGAAAGAAGGACCACCAGAAGGUGCUCCGUGUGGUGUGUCUGUGCAGUGCAGUGUAGGAUCGUUCGAGAACUUCCUCUACUAUAGUGCGUUCCGUAUAGUAUAGUUUAGUAGUUCGAGACUUGGCCGUCUCACCAAGUGCUAGGAAUUUAAAGAUCAAGACCUCCGGCGAGACCUGAAACCCCCGCGAACGACGCAGAUCCCACGUACUGGUCGCGUGGCCGUCGCGGGAAGCCGGGCCACUAGUCGCCUCGCUAACGGCUUCUCAAUCUUCUGGCCUGGUCUUAACCGCUGCUGGACCCGUCUAGUCGCCGUAGCCGCCGCCGCCGGUGAUAACCAUCAAUUAGGGCUAAUGCAAAUUGCGCUUCGGCCCUGCUCGGCUCGGCUCGCCAGUGGAACAAUGAUUAAUAUCCAGCAAUUACUGACAAACCAUCGGCGGUCCGGAGGUCCGGCCUGCCGAAGCCGGAGCCGCCGCCUCUGCGCUACCGCGAGGCCACCGCGAGUCGCCCAACGCGUGUUACGACUGCUCCUGGCCACCGUGUUGCUGUGCGGGGCCUUCGGACCGACCGCGGCCUACCUCGACGAACGGCAGCCGGUGUACCUGGAGGCGAAGAUCGGCUCGUACGUGGUACUCGACUGCCCGGUCGACUUCCCGCAGGACGAACCGAUCCCGUACGUGCUGCACUGGAACAAGGACAACAAACCCGUCUUCACGCUCUACGAUGGCGUGCUGAACACGUUCGAAACGUAUAUCGGCCGGGUGACGCUACUCAACAACGACAUCCUGUACGGCAAGGCGUCCCUCAACCUGACGUCGAUCCGCGAGAGCGACAACGGGUGGUACGAGUGCAAGGUGAUCUUCCCGAACCGGGUCCCGAACAAGCGCAACAACGGCACCUGGUUCCACAUAUCCGUGCUCGGCGGAACACUGCUGCGCAUCCCGCCAGUCAACCAGACGGUGCUGGAGGGCGACCCGGCCUUCUUUCACUGCACCGUCCAGAACCCGGAGACGAUGUUCGUCGAGUGGUACAAGGACAACGUGUCGCUGCUGGAGUACUACGACCUCGGGCACCGCUCGAUGAUGGGCCCGGACGGCAGCCUCACCAUCAACCCGACGCAGAUGAGCGACCUCGGGUUCUACACGUGCGAGGUCCGCAACACCGCCAACGACACCCAAUCGGCCAGCGCCUACUUGAACGUGCAAUAUAAGGCGAAAGUGGUGUACGCACCGAAGGAGGUGUACAUUCCGUUUGGGGAGCCGGCCGUGCUGGACUGCCACUUCCGCUCGAACCCGCCGCUGAAGAAUCUCCGCUGGGAGAAGGACGGUUUCCUGUUCGAUCCGUUCAACGUGCAGGGCGUAUUCUACAACCGAAACGGGAGCCUCCAGUUCGAUAAGGUGGACGAUUCGCACGCCGGGCGCUACUCGUGCACGCCGUACAACGACCUCGGGACCGACGGUGCCUCACCGAUCAUCACGGUGAUCGUGCAGCGUCCGCCACACUUCACGCUGAAGCCAAAACUGCUGUACGUGACCAAGAUCGGGGGCACGGUCGAAAUGCACUGCGAUGCGCGCGAUCGCGACGGCUACCAUAUUCCGCGUAUCUACUGGAUUAAGAAAGACGGAAGCCUUCUGCCAUUCGGCCGGCACGAGGUGAACGGAGGCAACCUGACGAUCGUGGACAUCGUCGAGGCGGACCGUGGUAUCUACGGGUGCCAGGCAACGAACGAGGCGGCCACGAUCACGGCGGAUGCGGAGAUUAUGAUCGAAAAUGUGUCGCCCCGCGCCCCGUACAACCUGACCGGAAACAGCACCGACACGUCCAUCACGAUCCGCUGGGCACCGGGCUACAUCCGGCAGUACCUGGAGUACAUCAUCUGGUACCGGUUGGCCGAUGCGCCUGAGUGGCGCACGCUGAAGGUCAGCGACAAACACAUCCUCGAGGCGACCAUCACCAAUCUGCAGCCGGCACGCGAAUACGAGUUCAUGGUGCUGUGUCAGGACAACUACGGCGAUGGCAUGUUCAGCAAAGCGUUCCGAUACUUCACCAAACCGACGGAGUUCGAGCAGCCCGAGAACGGUCUGCAGGAUGCGCUGCUGCAGUUCAGCCAGAUCGGUUCACCGAGGAACUUCCACGUACGCAAGGAACUGGACAACUUUGUGGCCCAUUGGGAGCCGCCCGAGUUGGGGUUGGACCAGCUGCGGUACUACAUCCUGCGUUGGUGGAUCGAACCCCAGCACAAGCUGCACGGAAGCGUGGAAACGUCCGCCACGCACUACAUCCUCGAUCGCCUGGACGAGGACGAAAUGUACACGUUCCAAGUGUUUGCCCUCUCGACGACGAACUACACGAGCGGCAGCAACGAGUUCGAGAUCUACGUCUAUCCGUACCGGCGCGUCAAGCUGAUGACGGUAAGCGGCGUCCUAAUACUGCUCUUCUGCCUGGCGGUCAUCAGCGUGCUGCUGUACAUGAAGCGCAACCGGAUCCGGAAGCUGCGCGAGGCGGAAAAUGUUAAGAUCUGAACAUAGCCCGAGCUGAUGCACUUGCACCAACCACCACCACCACCAAACAGCGUUGCACCGAUUGCCCAUUGCCCAUGUUUUGCCGGUCACCGAGCUGCCAACAAUGUGCUGCCCACUGAAAGAGUCGUUUAGUCACCGUCAUCGUCGUCGUCGUAGACUGUCGUUUGUAGUUAAGUAGAGCAAUACAGGGACGUCAGAGGAUAAGGAAACGGUACGCAGAAGCAGAGAUAUUUUAAUCGAAUAGAGGUAGCUUCACCACCCAACCAACCCGACCAAGCGGAGCGACCGCGUGAAAGUAUUAUGAGUGCGCUAGAUUUAACCGAUAUGAUAGGAUGUAGUCACAGCCUGGCGUGGCGGUCGAGCGUUGCGCGAACAAUAAAUGGUUCACGGUGGCGUGAACGAACGAACGCGUCGUUGAGUCGCAUCGCGUUUAA
Messenger RNA from Anopheles cruzii, 3150 nucleotides. It is a transcript of the gene bdl, whose product is annotated as protein borderless. The record is from RefSeq and is a predicted model, not a curated record. Gene Ontology annotation, molecular function: cell-cell adhesion mediator activity. The transcript is spliced from 8 exons. NCBI's taxonomy places the organism in Eukaryota, Metazoa, Arthropoda, Insecta, Diptera, Culicidae. Bases 548 to 2716 code for a protein of 722 amino acids. Gene Ontology annotation, biological process: homophilic cell-cell adhesion; dendrite self-avoidance; axon guidance. Gene Ontology annotation, cellular component: axon; plasma membrane.